Molecule: messenger RNA, 2522 nt
Organism: Carcharodon carcharias (great white shark)
Lineage: Eukaryota; Metazoa; Chordata; Chondrichthyes; Lamniformes; Lamnidae
Product: beta-1,4-N-acetylgalactosaminyltransferase 3-like
Exons: 5
Coding region: 39-614 (191 amino acids)
Cellular component (GO): Golgi cisterna membrane
Molecular function (GO): acetylgalactosaminyltransferase activity
Source: RefSeq, a predicted model, not a curated record
AAAAUCAAGCUCGGUGGGUGCAGCAAUUUAUCUUUGAUAUGGAAGAGUUGUAUAGAGCUACAGGAGAUGAGUACUUCAAUAUCAUCAUCACUGAUUACAGUAGUACAGACAUGGAUGUUGAAAAAGCUCUGAAACAUAGCAUGCUGACCAGGUAUCAAUAUGUGAAACUUGAGGGGAAUUUUGAGCGCUCAGCCGGUCUACAGGCUGGAAUAGAUGUAAUUAAGGAUGAGCACAGCAUUGUUUUCCUGUGCGAUUUGCACAUAUACUUUCCUCCAGGUAUAAUUGACAGUAUCAGAAAACAUUGUGUGGAAGGGAAGAUGGCAUUUGCCCCAAUAGUAAUGAGGCUGAACUGUGGCUCCUCCCCACAGGAGCCUGAUGGAUAUUGGGAAAUGAAUGGAUUUGGCUUGCUAGGAAUCUACAAAUCGGAUCUUGACAGGAUUGGUGGGAUGAAUACGAAAGAAUUCCGUGACCGUUGGGGAGGAGAAGACUGGGAACUACUGGAUAGGAUUUUCCAGGCUGGGUUGGAAGUGGAGAGAUUAUAUAUGAGGAACUUCUUUCAUUUCUACCACUCCAAGCGUGGAAUGUGGAAUAGGAAACAAGUAAAAGUGACGUAGUAACAAUGACUGUAGGAAGUCUGGCUAUCAUGCACUUUAUCCAGUCAUAGGAUUGAACUGCCCUAUCCAAAAACAAAUGGAGUACAGCCCCUGUGUUGUCUUAGGUAAAAUGUAUCUGAAGACAAUGGAAUUGCUGCUGUAAUUACUCAGGCUACUAAGCAAUGAUUUUGUGAUCUUCAACCCAGGAAAACAUUACAAAGAACCUCUCUCAAUAAUUAAGUUUGUAAGUGGUGAAAAGUUCCAAACAAAAUGUUUAUAUUUUUUUAUUCAAAGAAAUGUAAUGAUCCUGAUAUGUUAGGGUCCAAAACUAGAAUUAUGCUAUGGUACAAUAAAACAAAAAAAGCUGGCUUUUUUCCAUAAGGGAGAUGUGUUAGGUCAAAGCAACAGUAACAUUUUUUGGGAUUGGUUCUGCUUAAAUCUUAUUCACUGUGUGGCACCAUUAUAGGAACAAGGUUAUAAGGAUGCACAGUUUGUUUUGGCUCACCUGAGACACCUCAUGAACCUACCAGAGCAAUCAGUUCUAUUGUCAUAGACUAAUAACUUGCUGACACCUUGGAAGAUACACCUUUCAAUGGAAUUAAUUAAAAUAUUGUGCAUCAAGGUUCUAGGAUGAGCUAGAUUUGCUGUAUUUGUAACCAUCUCAUUUUGGGAAGGGGAGAUUUAAUGGUCAUAUUUUAAGAUUUUAAUAUGCUGGGAAAUACGUAAAAUAAGCAAGAUCAGAUUCAUUCUUUUCAAUUAAUUUUAUUACCAGUUCAGUUUGUAAGGUUGAGCAUAUGAUUUUUCUUUGUGUGUAUAUUUCCAAGGUAAAUAUUAUUGCUACUGUUUCCAUUUUUAACACUUUUAAUAGUUUACACCACCUAUAUAUUUAGCAAACCCAGUAUAUUUUUUGUUUGCUACCAGUUGGGCCAUAUUGAUGGCUUAGAAUUUCUACGCAUGGUUGUACACAACAGCUAAGUUGCAGAGCUGUGAUUUAGCUUCAUUUUAGAUGCAGGAUCAUCUUUGGGUAAAUAAACUGCAAUGAAAGGAGUCAUUUCAGCUGUUUCUGUUUUGCCAUAGGGCCAUGAAAUUAAAUGUUGCAACCUUGGAAUAACUUUCUCACUUUUCAUCAGGUUUAUUUCUGAAGUACGAAAUUAAAAAUAUUUCUGACCAGAUAGUUUGCUAAGUUGGUUAAGUAAUGGUUUGAUGCAGACUGAGUGCACAAAAUACCUUAAAUCUCUUUUAUUCUCCUUUGUACAAAAGUAACUUAAUACUUCAAAUACAAAUUAACUCUGCACCUAUAUUUAUACUUGACUCUGCAGGAUACACAGGCAUUUUUGCUGCACUGUGUUUGUAACCAAGUACCUCAAUUAUGAGUCUUAAGUAUAGCUCACAAAACUCAUCUGAAUUUAUUUUUGUAUGGAGAUAGAUGUGAGAAAAUUAGGUACUUUUCAAACACAUUUUGGGUACUUAAAUAAAACAAAGUGCUGGAAAUACUCAGCAGGUCUGGCAGCAUCUGUGGAGAGAGAAACUGAGUUAACAUUUCGAGUUGAAUAUGUUCUGAAGAAGCGUCACCUUUGAUUUGAAACGUUAACUCUGUUUCUCUCUCCACGGAUGCUGCCAGACCUGCUGAGUAUUUCUGGCAUUUUCCGUUUCUAUUUCAGAUUUCCAGCGUCCUUGGUAAUUUGCUUUUAUUUUGAGUACUUAAAUUACCUAGGGAGUUUAGAAGAACCAUUAGUGAUAUCAGUACCCUUUUGAUCAAAGCUCUUUCCAAGAGUGUAGACCUUGUGUUACUGUAGAUUUUUUUUAAACUGUACCUGUACAGUGUAGUUGUUGUCUUUAAAGUUGCUGGGAUGAAGGGUUAAUGAUUUCUGUGAAAUUGCCAAGUUGUGUGUAAUCAUGAUUUUUGGAAAUAAAAGUUUUUUUUUGAAA